GCACAACAACCAAAAUGAGUUGGCCCGUUCAACACAAUUGUUGGAUUCGUGAUUUUUGGGUGUUUCAAUGACUUCAGAGAAAGAAGAAGAACACGACUAUUUAUUUAAAAUCGUUUUGGUGGGUGACUCUGGAGUAGGUAAAUCCAAUUUGUUAUGGCGUUUUACUAGAAAUGAGUUUCACCUAGACUCCAAAUCAACGAUUGGAGUAGAGUUUGCAACUAAGACUAUACAUUUGGAAGAUGGAAAAGUUGUCAAAGCACAAAUAUGGGAUACAGCGGGUCAAGAGAGAUACAAAGCCAUUACAGCGGCCUAUUAUAGAGGAGCCUUUGGUGCACUAUUGGUAUAUGAUAUUACCCAAAGAGCUUCUUUGGAAAACAUUCCAAGAUGGCUAAGGGAAUUACGUGAACAUGUAGAUAAUCAAAUGGUCGUUAUGUUGGUCGGAAAUAAGUGUGACUUGAGACACUUGAGACAAGUAGAAAUAGAGCAAGGAAAGAAACUGGCUGAAGAAGAGGGUUUGCUAUUUUUAGAAACUUCAGCACUUGACUCAACCAACGUAGAAGAAGCAUUUACGCAACUGAUUCGAGAAAUAUAUAGAUUGAUGAAGAAGAAGGCACUCGUUAACGAAUCUACGCAAUCAUUUGCUUUGAAACAGGAUAAUACGGUGGUUAUUCGAGAUCCUAGUGCAGCAAAAUCAUCUAAAAAGAAAAAGUGUUGUACUUGAUAUAUAUAUAUAUAUCACAUUGCCUAUGACUGUUCCAUU
Molecule: messenger RNA, 760 nt
Organism: Galdieria sulphuraria
Lineage: Eukaryota; Rhodophyta; Bangiophyceae; Galdieriales; Galdieriaceae
Product: Rab family, other
Exons: 2
Coding region: 68-721 (217 amino acids)
Cellular component (GO): endosome
Molecular function (GO): GTPase activity; GTP binding
Source: RefSeq, a predicted model, not a curated record